Molecule: messenger RNA, 1226 nt
Organism: Cladophialophora immunda
Lineage: Eukaryota; Fungi; Ascomycota; Eurotiomycetes; Chaetothyriales; Herpotrichiellaceae
Exons: 3
Coding region: 106-1032 (308 amino acids)
Cellular component (GO): endoplasmic reticulum; plasma membrane
Source: RefSeq, a predicted model, not a curated record
UCUCAUCAGACAGCGUUUGCGAGAGACUCUGAAGGAUCCUUCUACCAUUUUUUUGCAUUUCCACCACCACCAUCUGUUCUUGACCGCAAUCUAGCCAGCAUCACAAUGGGCGGCAACCGUGCUCUCCACACAAACCCGUUCAUUGUGAAUGGCCGGACUGUGGACAUCCACAUCACCACCCGUGGUUCGGAUUGGUACUGGGCGGUCAUGUCGGUCAUGGGCACGACCAUGCUGGCCAUAAUGGCAGUCAGCUUCUUGAAGCCAGCCAGCAACCGCCUCUUCUACUAUAUGCUCUCCCUCGCCGCCUUUGUGGCAAUGGUCGAGCACUACAGCAUGGCGUCGAACCUUGGCUGGGUGCCCAUUGACGUCGAGUGGCGACGCAGCAGCCACCUGGUUGCGGGCGUCAACCGUCAGAUCUGGUGGGUUCGCUACUGCGGCUGGUUUCUGAUCUGGCCGUUGUUGUCUGCCGCCAUCCUGCUCGGCUCGGUUGUGCCAGGGAUCAAUGUCUUCUGGACCUGUUUCCUCAGCAGCUCGAUGGCGAUCCUGGCUGUGGUCGGGGCCGUGGUCCGCACGGACUACAAAUGGGGCUACUACGGCUUCUGGAUCUGGUGCUGGCUCCUGAUCGGCUACCAGCUGCUCUGGCUGCCGCGCCGGUUCGCGCUGGCGCUGGGCAAGGACGUGGCGUGGGCGCACCACCUCACCGCCGGCUGGGUGUGGAUGCUCUGGAUGCUGUACCCGGUGUGCUGGGGCGUGUCCGAGGGCGGCAACGUGAUCCCGCCCGACUCCGAGUUCAUCUUCUACGGCAUCCUGGACUGCUGCCUCAUCCCGAUCACGAGCGCCUUCUUCCUCUUCAGCCACUGGACCAUCGACCCCGCGCGCCUGGGCCUGCGCAUGCGGACCUACGACGACCCGCUCCACGUCCCCGGGGCGGACGGCGCGGAGAAAACGCCCGCCCCGGGAGGUCACACGGACGGCGUCACCGAGGCGAGCGGUCCCGUCACCGAGGGCGAGUUGCCCGCUACGGCUCCGUGAGGGAGUUGGGUAGGAGUCUGCCAAUCGCGCCCCGAAAAAGGCCCUAGGAUCUCAAUGCGGGUGCUACUCGUGGCAGUCAUGCCCGUGCUCGUGAGCGUACAGGAGCGAAUGGUGUGGUUAUCUAUGAAGGAAUAUACCCCAUAAGCUGGAGAACGUGAUCAAAUCUUUUGAAGAGAGGAAAGGAAAUGAAUGGC